Molecule: messenger RNA, 2328 nt
Organism: Paramuricea clavata
Lineage: Eukaryota; Metazoa; Cnidaria; Anthozoa; Malacalcyonacea; Plexauridae
Source: the annotation of a GenBank genome assembly
AUGGCUUCAACAGGUUAUGGGCCCAGCAGAGAAUCACGCUGGUCAAGGUUGACUUUCGAUGGAAACGAAAGCAAUUACGAACUGUGGGAAGCGAAAUUCCUCGCGCACAUGAGGUUAUUAAAACUAAAGGAUACUAUCCUGCCGUCUGAAGAAGAGGCUGACGCAACAAAGAACGAAGAAUGCUACGCCGAGCUUAUACAGUGUUUGGACGACACCAGUCUGUCAUUGGUAAUGAGGGAUGCUACCGACGAUGGCCGAAAGGCUUUACAAAUACUCCGAGACCAUUAUUCAAAUCAAGGCAAACCAAGAAUCAUCACACUCUACACUGAGCUAACGUCACUUGAAAAAGCACUUCACGAGACAGUCACAGAUUACUUAAUAAGAGCCGAGAAAGCAAUAACAGCGCUUAAGAAUGCCAAAGAAACGUUAAGCGAUGGGCUAAUAAUUGCUAUGAUCUUAAAGGGGCUGCCUGAUUCAUAUAAACCGUUCUCGAUACAUGUGACCCAAAGUGCAAGUGAGAUAACGUUCGCGAAGUUUAAGAGCAUGUUGAGGAGCUUCGAAGAAACGGAAAAGCUCAACACCAACUGAGUUUCCUUCGCAAACAAUGACAUGUUAUGGCUGCGGGAAAAGAGGGCAUUUAGUCAGAGAGUGCCCUGCUAAGAGCGAGAAGAAGUGGUGUAACUAUCACAAAAGUACAACACACUCGGAUAGCACCUGCAGAAGUCAGCAAAAGAGCAAAGACCAAGCCAAACAGGUGUCGGAGAAAGAAAACACCUCUAAAGAUGAACAUUCAUUUGCAUUCAAAGUUAACGACGAAGCAACAGGGAAAAUCAAUCGAAUGGGAAUGUUGGUUGACACAGGUGCCACUUCUCACAUUGUUACUACUGAUAUUUUAAAGCAAAUAGACAUGACAUUUAAACCAUCAAAACAUUACAUUGAACUGGCUGAUGGCACACGAGCCAGUAAUAUUGCAUUGAAACGAGGGGAUGCUGAAGUGUUUCUGAAAGAUACAAAUGGAAAAUGUGUGAAAACGGUGCUGAAAAACGCCUUAUAUAUACCAUCCUAUCCUCAAGAUAUUUUCUCAGUGAAGGCAGCAACAUCAAAUGGAGCCGAGCCUCGAUUUGCCCAAGAUACUGGUGAGCUAACCCUUGAAGAUGGUACCAUUGUUGAAAUUGAAGAACAUGGACGGUUGUACUAUUUGACUUCCAUAGACAGUCAUGAGAACGAUAGCGUAAGUGAAGUAGAUAAAGUAAAUCUGUCGUAUGAUAUUAACACAUGGCAUGAAAUCCUAGGGCACUGCAAUCAGUGGCGUAGCCAGUCUGACUAUUUACUCCUGCUGUGCAAAUAUUCCUGUGUUCAUAGACUGUAAAAACAAUGAAUUUCUAAAGAAAUGAAUAAUGAUAAUGCUUUGAAAUUUACAUAGCAGGACUAAAUUUUCAGGCUGGCUACGCUACUGACUGCAAUUUUGAAGAUAUUAUAAAACUACAGGGGGUAGUUAAGGGCAUGAAAUUCUCAGGUAAAAUUGAGUCAUCUAAGUUAGGUUGUAAUACAUGUGUAGAAGGAAAAUUUGUAAACAGCAGGAGUAGGAUUCCUGAUGAAAGAUCUCAAAAAUCAUUGGAGAAAGUGCAUGUGGAUUUGGCAGGUCCAGUUUCUCCUGUAUCAAGAGAGGGGUUUAAGUACUGCAUAGCUUUUACUGAUGAUUUCUCAGGAGCAGUAUUUGUUUACUUUCUGAAAUGUAAAAGUGACACCUUUGUAGCAACAGAGAAAUUUCUAGCAGACAUCACUCCUUAUGGCAAGGUAAGUUGCAUCCGUUCUGACAAUGGCUCAGAAUUUACAGGUAAGGCGUUUCAAACACUACUAAGGGAGCGUGGCAUAAAACAUGAAACUUCUGCUCCCUACUCGCCACACCAGAAUGGCACCGCCGAAAGGCACUGGCGCACAUUGUUCGAAAUGGGCAGAUGUCUUCUUCUUCAAUCAGGGUUACCCAAAACUCUCUGGCCCUAUGCAAUUCAAACCGCAGCUCACAUUAGGAAUAGAUGUUUUAAUAAGAGAACAAAGACAACACCCUACUUUAGCCUUACUGGGAAAGUACCUGAUCUUUCUAAAAUGUGGAUCUUUGGAUCUGAAUGUUUUGCUUACGAACAGGAGCAUAAGAAAUUAGACUCAAGAUGCAGCAAGGGGGUAUUUGUGGGAUACGACAAAAAUAGCCCUUCUUACCUAGUGUACUACCCAAAAAAUGGGAAAAUCAUGAAACAUCGACUCAUUAGAUUCAUCAAGAAAUGUAGUGUAGAACAGCACACACAAACUGAUGAGUCCAGCACAUUGUGA